UUUUUUUUUGAUUUUUCUAGAUUCUUAUUUAACCCAAAACUUAUUAUUAUUUCAACACAACGCUACUCUCUUUCAAUUCCUUCAAAAUUUAUUUUUUGAAAUGUCUACGGCUGAGGAGGACACUCAAAAAUUGGAUGCAACCAACGGAGAAGAUGCUUCAAAAUCAAAGAAACCCUCAAGAAAAGAGCUCAAGAAACAACAAAAACGUAAUGAAUAUGAAAAGGGAUUGCAGGCGAUGGGAUCAAAGCUGCAUAAUUUAAAUGAGGAGGAACAAAAGUCUCCACUGAAAAAAGGUGGAAUAGGCUCUGGUGCAGAAGUUGGAGAUCAAUUUACUGUUUCACAACAAGUCAAAACUGAUGCUCAAUUAAAUUUAAUGGAAACUGCUGUUGAUAUAAAGGUUGAAAAUUUUGAUAUUUCUGCCGAUGGAAGGCAAUUGUUCAACAAAGCUUGUUUAACCGUUGCAAUGGGUAGACGUUAUGGAUUGGUUGGGCCCAAUGGAAUGGGUAAAACUACACUUUUGAAACAUAUUGCUGCUAGAAAACUUGCUAUUCCUCCAAAUAUUGAUAUUCUGUAUUGUGAACAAGAAAUCGAAGCUGAUGAAACUUCAGCAAUUGAAACAGUUUUGCGUUCAGACAAAAUUCGAAUGGAAUUAAUAACAAAAGAAGCAGAUUUACUAUCAAAAUUAGAAUUGGGUGAUACAAAUGUUACAGAAGAAUUACAGCAAGUUUCGGUUGAAUUAAAAAAUAUUGGGGCAAGUUCUGCUGAAUCUAGAGCUAGAAGAAUAUUGGCUGGAUUAGGAUUUAGUAAAGAAAUGCAAGAAAAAGCUGUCAAAGAUUUUUCUGGUGGUUGGAGAAUGAGAAUAUCUUUGGCUAGAGCGUUAUUUUUGGAACCUACACUUUUAUUAUUGGAUGAACCUACUAACCAUUUGGAUCUAAAUGCUGUUAUUUGGCUUGACAAUUAUCUACAAAAUUGGAAGAAAACAUUAUUAAUUGUUUCUCACGAUCAAUCCUUUCUUGACAACAUUUGUACUGAUAUUAUUCAUUUGGAUAGUCAAAAACUUUUUUAUUACAAGGGAAAUUAUACUUCAUUUCGAAAAAUGUAUGAACAAAAAUUGAGAGAACAUUUGAAGGCUUACGAAAAUCAACAAAAACAAUUACAUGCAUUAAAAAAGGGUGGAAAAAGUGGAAAACAGGCAGAAGAAGAAAUUAAAGGAAGAAUGAAUGCAAAACAACAAAAAGCUGUUGGAAAAAAGAGUGAAAGAGGUUCAGCAACUAUGGGGGAUGAAGAAGACGCUCCUCCACCCGAACUUUUACAAAAAAUAAAAGAAUAUUCUGUUAAAUUUGUUUUUCCUGGUACUACAAAAUUGGCUCCACCUGUUUUGGGAUUACAUGAUGUUUCAUUUGGUUAUGAAAAUGCUAAAUUAUUAUUCAAAAAUGUCAAUUUUGGUAUUGAUAUGGAUUCUAGAAUUGUGAUAGUUGGACCUAAUGGUGUUGGAAAAUCUACUUUGCUAAAAUUGUUGAGUGGAAAAAUUGCUCCGACUACAGGUGAAUUAGUUAAACAUAGACAACUUAGAAUUGGGUGGUUUGAUCAACAUUCUAAUGAAGCAUUAAAUGGUGAACAAACUCCUGUUGAAUAUUUGAUGGUUAAAUAUAAUAUUGAUCAUCAGAGCGCCAGAAAAAAUUUGGGAAUGGUUGGAUUAAUAUCGCAAGCACACAAUGUAAAAAUCAAAAAUUUAUCUGGUGGUCAAAAAAGUCGUGUUGCUUUAGCUGAAUUGUCUUUAACAGCGCCAGAUAUUUUAAUUUUGGAUGAACCAACAAACAAUUUGGAUAUUGAGUCAAUCCAAGCCUUAGCAGAUGGUAUAGAAACAUUUGGUGGAGGUGUAUUAAUGGUUACCCACGACGAAAGAUUAAUUAGAGCAACAAAUUGUCGUUUAUGGAUUGUUGAAGAUGAGAAUGUUUAUCAAAUUGAUGGGGAAUUUGAUGAUUAUCGUAAAGAAGUGUUGGAACAAGUUGAAAAGAGGCUAGCUUCUGAUGGACUAUAA
Meloidogyne enterolobii is the source of this 2041-nucleotide messenger RNA. Lineage: Eukaryota; Metazoa; Nematoda; Chromadorea; Rhabditida; Meloidogynidae. The record is from the annotation of a GenBank genome assembly.